AGAUACAGAGCGAGUGACAAAUUGUGAUAGCUCAGGUCACAGAAUGUGGUGUAACACUUGUUCCAGUUCACAUUAGUUUAGCGCCAUUUUAUUGCCAUUUUUAAUCGUCUUUUUGCCUCUAAGAUAGGUAGUAGUUACUCGGACACAUAUGAAUUAACUGUGCAGACAAUAUUUAGAUGAUUUAGUGCCUUGAUCCCACACUAGUAUGCAAUGAGUCUAUUUAUACUUUAAAGUCAGUAUAAGCAGUAGAGGGCGGUAUGACCCCUUUACCGUUAGUGUGUGACCCGACAAUACGAAGAAGAAGGAGCUCAGUCAAGCCUCGAAGAAAGAAGAAGAAGAAGAAGAAGAAGAAGAAGAAGAAAGAAGAAGAAGAAGAAAGAAGAAGAAGAAGAAGAAGAAGAAGAAGAAGAAGCUACUGCCAAAAAUGGGGUUCAUCCAAAAGGAGCUCAGAAAAGAUGUCAGUGGAGUGCCCUCUGUCACAACCACCACCACCACCACCUGCUCCAGGUCCACCACCACCACCACCACCACCUGCUCCAGGUCCACCACCACCACCACCACCACCUGCUCCAGGUCCACCACCUCCUCCAGCCUCAGCACCCAAGAAGAAGCUGUAUCAGACUAUAGCCAGUAGCAGGAGUCCUGUAGAGGGGAACCACACAGAGGCCCUCGUACUGCUCAGUCAGAGGGAGAGCAGUUUUAGGAAGGACCUGCAGUGGAUACUGGUUAACACAUACGUGCCCUCCCUCAUCCAAGAUGGUCCUCAGUGUGGUCUUGUGGCUUUGUGGAUGUCUGCUCACCUUCGACAGCCACAGCUGAGUAUUGACAUGGAAACUAUUGUUCAGACAGCACUGAGCAGGGGAUACACAGCACAGGGUGAAAUGUUUUCAGCUGACAACAUGGCCCUGCUGGCAGAAGAGCUUUGUGGCUGUGAGGCAGAACUACUGUCAGGGGGUUUAAGUGGUAACAAUGCUGCAACUAUCAUCACACACCUGUGGGGGGGACAGCCUGUUCUCAUCCCGUAUCCUAGACCCAAACACAACUGCCAUGCGGGGACAAACUUCCUUGACAGUAUGUACAGUUAUGAUGAGGACUACAACCAUGAGCCAUGCCAGCGUAGCGGCCACAGGGCACACUGGGCAGUCGCCUCAGGUGUUCUCCUCGGUUUGGACCAGGGGAGCGUGAGCAAAGUGCACACUCAACCCGAUCCCACUCUUCCCUGGCUCUACCUCGCCACUGACAGCAGCUAUCCCUGUCCUGUCGGUAGCACAGCAGUCGAAGAGGUUUAUGUCCUGGCUAAGCAGGGUAAGAGCCUGCGCUACCAGCUGUGGAGUUUGGAGAGCGUAGCUCAGAGCAACGAGCAGCUGAGGAUGAUGGACCCUCAGAGGGCUAAUGACGGGACCCAGUAUGUGGUUCCUCAAGGAGGGGUGAAAGCCGGGCUGGCUGGACAGGCGGUGCUACUCUACACAAGGACAGGGAAGUAGUAAUGAGCGAGAUGCAGGACCCAGCUGUGUGGACGACGACAGAUACAUGGUGCAGUGUCUGGGUCAAACUCUGAUCUGUUGAGAGGCAUCACAGUGAACUCUCAUGGUGCAAUGUGAUUGAUACCACAGUUUAACCCAUUUAAACCAGGGGUUUUUACAGCUGUGGGUUGUAGAACAAUCUGAUUGUCUGCAUGACUUUUUGAAUUAAUCCAAAAGGGCUUCAAAGUGUUGGGAAUUCUCACAUAACAAUAAUGAUACUAUAUGUGGUACAGUUCUGAUGUUGGGUGAUUGUGGAUCCUGUUAGGGGUAACUGAUGUGACAAUAUGAGGUGGUAUAAAUGUAUUAAGUGCCCACAUAUUCUGCUAUACUGGGGUAGCUGUCCCUUUUAAUAUUUCUACUUUUAUUAGGCCUUUGCAAGCAGUGUUGUGGGCAAGUUAGUGCGUAGGACUGCAUGAUCAGAAAUAUUGGAUUUACAGUGUUGUUGCAUCGAUAUGAACAUUUUUUUUUUUUUAUCUUUAACCAGUUCCCAAAUGAAUUUACUGAAAAUAUGCCAUCAUCACAGUAUACAGUGAUAUUGCAAUCAGGGUGGGAAAUUAACUUUUUAAAAUGUGAACAUCUACCAGCCACUGACAGAUAAAUGUUCAAAUUACUGUCUGAAAUCUGCCAGCCACUAUUUUACCAGCAUUUGGCUGAUGCUAAUUUCCCACCCUGAUUGCAAUACAGAAUGAUCCCUAGAUCCAUCAGAGAAUUUUAUUUUUACAGUGUGAUGAAUCUUCACCACCUCCUGGUGCUUAAUACACCACUGCCUGGAUGGAAUAUAUUUAUACAAUAAAUUGUUUCAAUUCUUGAUUUUA
Messenger RNA from Siniperca chuatsi (mandarin fish), 2338 nucleotides. RefSeq names its product linkage group 7 C19orf54 homolog (gene actmap). The transcript has 7 exons. The coding region runs from base 258 to 1484 and encodes 408 amino acids. NCBI's taxonomy places the organism in Eukaryota, Metazoa, Chordata, Actinopteri, Centrarchiformes, Sinipercidae. The record is from RefSeq and is a predicted model, not a curated record.